Ananas comosus (pineapple) is the source of this 4092-nucleotide messenger RNA. RefSeq names its product protein NLP2-like. Gene Ontology annotation, molecular function: DNA-binding transcription factor activity; protein binding. The record is from RefSeq and is a predicted model, not a curated record. Lineage: Eukaryota; Viridiplantae; Streptophyta; Magnoliopsida; Poales; Bromeliaceae. Bases 767 to 3436 code for a protein of 889 amino acids. The transcript has 5 exons.
UUGUCCACCUUGUCAACUUUUUAGGGUUUUACGACCUUUUUUUGGAUCGAUUCCCUUUUGAUAAAUCUCUCAAUUUCGAAGAGUUUUGGUGAAUUUGUUGAAGUUUUGAGUUUGGAUUUGGGUUAUUUCUCGGAUUGUUGUUCUCGGUUGCUCAAUUUCGACCUAAGUGGCCUAAAAUCUGAGUCUUUGUGGAUGGGAAUGGUCACAAGGAAAGGGAUUCAGCUACUCUCCAACAAGUUUGGGUGCUAAGUUGAACGAAAUUUCAGUUUCCGAUGAUUUUUAGCUUGGAUUGGGGCGAGGAAUCGACUUGGAUUAGCAUCAGUUGAAGUUGUUUUAUCUGAUUGGGUUUGUUUCUCAAAUUUGUGUUUAUUUGUUACUGGAUUCGAAAGGGGGCUUGAAAUUUUGUCUUUGUUGAUAGGAGGGAAGGGUUUCGGCUCCUCUUCAACGAAUUUUGGUGCUAUUUUAACGAUUUUCAGUUUCUGAUGCAGCAAUUUGAGACUUUUAGCUUGGAUUUGGAGUAAAGAAAUAUUUUUUGGAUUCUUUUUAGUUGAUUCAAAAAGAGGCUUAAAUUUUGGGUCUCUAUAGUUGUAGAUGUUGACAGGGAAAGAGAUUCAGCAAAACUAAGCAGUUCCACCUUAUGAUACAGCAAAUUUUGGUUUUUAAGAUUGGAUUUUAUAUGUCGAGUUCUCGUUUAGCAACUAAAAAUGGAAUGCCCAAUUCGGCGUAGGGGAGCACAAACUGGUUUCUGAUUUGUUUCGGCGCUCAAAUGGAUCAAUUUCCACCCUUUAGUCAAGGAAAUGGCACCCCGAUGUCUGAGGAUGUAUUCAAUUACUCAGCUCUCAUGAAUAUUGAAACUUUCACUGAGCUCUGCAAUCCUUCUAUAUCUGAUCGAUUGCUGCUAUCAUUCAACUACUCCUCUGCUCAGCCGAAGAAUGGAACCGAUCCUUAUCUUCCUUCACAAAGUUUUGAUCCUUCAAACUGUACAGAUAGUCCCCAUAUCAGGCCACAAAAUGCCAAUUUGCAUUCCAGGUGCUCAUUGAAUUCGAUCGAGAUAACAAACUCAUCGAAGGAUAGGAGUGGUGAUGCGCGUGAUGAAAAUAGUAUAGUUCCGAGAUCCUUCGCGGGUAUUACUCUUGUCGAGAAGUUACUCACAGCACUGUCUUUGUUCAAAAAAUCCUCAGGAGGAGGGAUAUUAGCCCAAGUUUGGAUGCCCAUGAAGGUUGGAGAUGAGUAUAUACUAAGCACAUCGGAGCAACCCUACCUUUUAGACCAAAUCUUUUCUGGAUAUCGAGAAGUUUCUAGGUCAUUCACAUUUUCGUGGAAAGAAGCACCCGGAAUGUCGCCUGGACUGCCUGGGAGAGUGUUUAUUUCGGGAAUGCCCGAAUGGACCUCGAACAUAGCGUUCUAUCAUCCGAUAGAGUAUUUGCGGGUAAAUCACGCGCUUGCUCAUGAAGUCCGUGGCUCUCUUGCCUUGCCGAUAUUUGAUACACAUGACAGCUCAUGUUGUGCGGUACUUGAACUCGUUACAAAGAAAGAGAAAGCCGAUUUUGAUGCCGACAUUGAUAGUGUAUGCGGUGCUCUGGAGGCUGUAAAUUUAAGGAGUGUCAAAACAUGUGCUCGAGCUCGAAAACAGUUGCAGAAUCUUACACAAGGUCAGAAGUCUGCAUUCACAGAGAUACUAGAUGUCCUGAGAGUAGUUUGUCAUGCACAUAUGUUACCCCUUGCGCUCACAUGGGUCCCCACUAGACAAUUCGGCCAAACUUUAAGUGAAACUAUGAGAAGCUCUAUAGGAGAGACAAGCUCACUUGCAGAGAACAAUACCAUGCUCUCCGUUCAAGAGUCAUCUUGCUAUGUCAAUGAUCGAAGAAUGCUAGGUUUUCUACAUGCUUGUUCCGAACAUAAUGUGCAGAAAGGGCAGUUCAUUGCUGGAAAAGCAAUUCAAUCGAAACAACCAAUCUUUGCCCCCGAUGUGAAAGUUUACGGUGUGCAGCAUUACCCAUUUGCGCACCAUGCAAGGAAGUUUGGCCUACAUGCUGCUGUGGCAAUUCGAGUUCAGAGCACAUUCACCGGUCGUGAUGAUUAUGUAUUGGAGUUCUUUCUACCAGUUAAUUGCAAAGGGAGUUCAGAGCAACAACUUUUAUUAAACAAUCUCGCGGGUACGCUGCAGAGAAUAUGCAGAAGCUUGAGAACUGUUUCAGGAGAUGAGAAAAUUCGUUUUAAUUUGUAUAAAGAAGGUAUUGACAAGGGAUUGGGUAGUUUAAAGUUGGGAAAUACAUCUGCGAGUGGUUUCCAAAGUGUUGUGGAUUCAACCACGCUCAAUUUUGAAAUUCAACACGUGGGGCAUGGCAAAGAAAUAAAUGCUUCCCAUGAUAAGAAAAAAUCUGGUCCGAUGAGACAUCAGAAGAAAAUGCGUAGUGUCGUGGAAAAGAAUAUCAGCUUGAGUGUUCUUCAAAAAUACUAUUCAGGGACUCUCAAGGAUGCUGCAAAGAGCAUUGGUGUUUGCCCGACCACGCUGAAAAGAAUAUGCAGGCUUAACGGGAUUUCGAGAUGGCCAUCGCGAACGAUAAGCAAGGUGAACCACUCGAUGAAGAAAAUCGAGACGGUGAUAAAUUCUGUGCCAGGAAUGGCCGGAACACUUAUGUUUGAUCCAUCUACUGGAAAUCUGACAAAGGAUCUUGGUUUUCCUGAAAAACAAACAACAAUGACCUCAAAUUCAUUAGGCAUCAGUGAACAACAACAGUUUCCUGUGCGAUUGGAAGAAAACUGUUUGGCUAGCGGAAACCCUAUGGCCAAUCCAAGCGAACCAAAUUUUUGUCAAAUAGAAGCUACUAGUUCUCACGAUUUGCCAAUUAGGUUUGUUAAUGAAUGUGGGAGUUCUGAAGGACCAUCCAAUGCUGCCAACAAAAGAAGCAAUCGAGCUGUUUCUAAACUUAGUAAUUUGGGCUUGGAAGUAGCAGAAAAUAUGGAAAUUGGAAUAGAUACAAACAAUAAAAACAGCGAAAGGAUCACAGAACAAAACCAUCUUACCAAUUCUGACACAACAGAUUCAUCCAGUGGUAGUGCAUCGAGUUGCCCGACUUCAAAAAAGGACUCGGACAAAAAUGUGACACCCGCCGAUAUUAAUUGUGGAUUGGCCAUUAGGAUAAAAGCUACAUACAAAGAGGACACUGUGCGGUUCAAGUUCUUUCCCUCCAUGGGUUGGUAUCAGUUGACAGAGGAGAUCGGAAAGAGGUUCAAAUUGUCAACAGGGACCUUUCAGCUAAAGUAUCUGGACGACGAAGGAGAAUGGGUUCUUUUGAUGAACAAUUCGGAUCUCCAAGAGUGUGUUGAGAUAUUGGAGUCUAUGGGGACCGAAAGUUUACGUAUUAUGGUUCGAGACCUCCCUUUCAGUGCUGGCAGCUCGGGUAGUAGUAAUAGCCUUCUUUUAGAACCAUGAAGUCCUCAUCAGUAUGAUAAUACAUUCCACACCGUAAAUGCUCCCCUACAAGUGUUGCAAAUUCCACGUUGUUAUGUUGGAAUAUCUAAACCUACAUUUUACCCCGUCGACCUAGAAGCAAAGCAUGUAUAUUGAUUGCGGAAUACUGAUGGGAGGGUGUAAGGUGAUAGUAUAUAUGUUUCAAUAUUUAGAGGCGGCAAAGAUGACAUCACAAAUUCAACUCUCGAUUUACCGCUCGACCCUCCACAGUGCUUAAACUGCAUAUUCUGCUGCCGAUGAUAAUGCUGGCUCUGCAAAUCCUAUUGCAUUUGUUCGCGGGGCAUGAUCGGCUUCCGAAUAUAGACUAGAUGCUACGUAGUUGUUACUUAGCGGAUUGAAAAUUGAAAGAUCAUUACCGGCGUGCCAGAUACUCGGCGCCUAUAGUUUUUGCUUUGAAGGUAUCUACUUUUAAUAUUAGAAACAAGGUUUGAAUUUACUGCGAGAAAGCAAUUUGAGCUUCUCUCGAUUUGUAAUCUAUAGGAGUUCUGCUGAUCAACUCUAAGAUGAUCUAUAUUUGCGAUGAGAACCAAUUUGUUUUAGUUGUAUAUUCUAUAUGGAGAUAAGGAGUGAAUGAUCUGGAAGAAGGAAUAGAAAUAUGCGCAAAACAUUGUUACUUA